GAAACUCAGUCUUCUAAAACAUCACACUCAGUGCAAGCAAAGUAGAAUCGUACGCCUCUCAACACAGCAAAGCUUACCAUAACGCACGAAAAUGGCUUCCACCUUCUUCUCGGUUGCGCCAGAGCCAAAGACCGAGCUUGGUCGGCACCGUAUUCUGGCCCCGACGGCUGGUCUUCGUGUCUCGCCCUUGGCUCUCGGCGCAAUGUCCAUUGGUGAUGCAUGGGCCGACCUGAUGGGGUCCAUGAACAAGGAGAGCUCAUUCAAGCUGCUGGACGCAUUCUGGGAGGCGGGCGGCAACUUCAUCGACACCGCCAACAACUACCAGAACGAGCAGUCCGAGGAAUGGAUCGGAGAGUGGGCGGCCAACAAGGGCAUUCGAGACCAGCUUGUUAUUGCUACCAAGUUUACUUCAGAUUACCGAAGCCACGAGCUGGGGAAAGGAAAGGCCCAAAACUUUCAGGGCAACCACCGCAAGAGUCUGCAUUUGAGCGUGCGAGACUCUCUGAAGAAGCUCAAGACCGACUACAUUGAUAUUCUGUACAUCCACUGGUGGGACAGCACAACCUCCAUCAAGGAGCUUAUGGACUCUCUGCACAUCAUGGUUGAGCAAGGCAAGGUUCUCUACCUGGGAGCCUCAGAUAUGCCUGCGUGGAUCGUCAGCGCAGCCAACACGUACGCAGUUGACCACGGCAAGACGCCGUUCAGCAUCUACCAAGGCCGAUGGAACAUCAUGCUGCGGGACUUUGAGCGGGACAUCAUCCCCAUGGCACGGCACUUUGGCAUGGCCCUGGCGCCCUGGGACGUCCUUGGCGGAGGAAAGUUCCAGACAAAGGAGGCCUUGGAAGAACGCAAGAAGAAUGGCGAACAGCUACGCAGCCUUGUAUCACUCCCACAGCAGAGCCCCGAAGAAGAAAAGAUCAGUGAAGCGCUCCAGAAAGUGGCGUCAGAACACGGCGUCACGUCCAUUACAGCUGUCGCUCUGGCAUAUGUGUUGCACAAGGCAGGAAAUGUUAUCCCUAUUGUUGGUGGAAGGAAAGUUGAGCAUCUCAUGGACAAUAUCCAGGCCCUAAAGAUUAAGCUCACAGACGAGCAAAUCAAGUUCCUCGAGGAAGUACGGCCGUUUGACCUGGGAUUUCCUUCGGCCUUCUUGGGUCCUGAUCCAAACAUUACAGGUUUUUCUCCUCGACUCCAGCGAACUGCUCAUUACAGCUUCCCUAAUGCCGGAAGCCCCAAGAGCGUUGUUUAAGGAAAUAAAUGUACUGAGUUGGACAUGACUACGUCCCGUGGAGGAGAUUAUAUCUACACAGUCUGCAAAAAGCUCUCUGUGACCCAAACAAUUUGCGUUCCAAAGCUGCCAGCCGUCGUUUGAUGCUAUAUCCAGUCUAGAAAGGAGGCCGACUGCUCAGCUUCAAGACGCUUUCAUCCAAUUAUGUUCUGAGAGCGUAGAUAUGCAUGUACAUAUCUAUACGCUCCAUGCUGCGGCCUUAGGUACGGUAGCUUUAAAUAUACGAACUUGAC
Messenger RNA from Trichoderma atroviride IMI 206040, 1518 nucleotides. RefSeq lists its product as uncharacterized. Lineage: Eukaryota; Fungi; Ascomycota; Sordariomycetes; Hypocreales; Hypocreaceae. The record is from RefSeq and is a predicted model, not a curated record.